AUGCUUUCUGUAGCUCUGUUUUACCUCGUAGCUGCGAUUUGUUCAGCAAGACGGACACAUGCUUUACCUCUGUACCCUGAAUCCAACCUGGAACCACAGGCAGAGUUUAUUCAGAAACUAGUUUCAGAGGUUGAAGACGGACCAAACGCUGCUGAGGGGGAGCAGAGGGAGGUGAAUAAUCUGUAUCCUCUACUGAUGCAGCACAACGCAGGGAGAGACUCCUGGAAUAAAGGGGCUAAAGAUUCAGCACAACAGGACCAGUAUGCAAACAUGGUUGAUGACCUAAAAGAAGCAGUUCUGAAGCUGGCGGCAGCUGACAAGCUUCGCUCUCAGGGUUUUCUCAGAUCAGACCAGAACUUGCCAAAAACUAACAAGAGAGCAUGUUUCUGGAAAUACUGUGUGACCAACUAGAGACCAGCGACAGAGGAACUCAUAUCAUUUGGCCUGGUUGGAAACACCUUCAUCCAUCAUCAUCGUCAUUUUGUUCCCCACCA
This is a messenger RNA of Scomber scombrus (Atlantic mackerel), 494 nucleotides long. RefSeq names its product urotensin-related peptide 1 (gene urp1). The record is from RefSeq and is a predicted model, not a curated record. Gene Ontology annotation, molecular function: hormone activity. Lineage: Eukaryota; Metazoa; Chordata; Actinopteri; Scombriformes; Scombridae. The transcript is spliced from 5 exons. Bases 1 to 411 code for a protein of 136 amino acids. Gene Ontology annotation, cellular component: extracellular region. Gene Ontology annotation, biological process: regulation of blood pressure; blood vessel diameter maintenance.